Molecule: messenger RNA, 2490 nt
Organism: Stegastes partitus (bicolor damselfish)
Lineage: Eukaryota; Metazoa; Chordata; Actinopteri; Pomacentridae
Gene: terb1
Product: telomere repeat binding bouquet formation protein 1
Exons: 20
Coding region: 33-2132 (699 amino acids)
Biological process (GO): meiotic attachment of telomere to nuclear envelope; homologous chromosome pairing at meiosis
Molecular function (GO): protein binding
Source: RefSeq, a predicted model, not a curated record
CAAUGGCUUUUACACACUGAGUCAACAGGGGCAUGGAUAAGACAGAGGUUUGCGUCAACAACCGUAAUACCAUUAAGAGAGAUCUCAGUUUGCUGCUGGCGUGUCUGAAGUUUCAGAUGAAAUGUCCCAACCUGCAGAAACAAGCUCUUCUCACCAUCCAUUCAAUCUGUGAAAAGAGAGAGGAUAAUGUGGACCUGUUUCGACAAUUGGGAGGUGUGGCAUUUGUGUAUAGCCUCUACAAAUCCAGUAUUGUUCAUUCAGAUGUUAAGGAGACUGCACUCUUUACUCUUGGCACCCUGGCAGAAGCUAAUGUGUACUGCAAGAAUUCUCUGUGCAGGAAGGAGACAUUUCUAGACCUUGCUGGGUGUUUGAUGAAAGAAGACUUCACGCUGGCACAGAAGAGAGUUUCUGUCUAUUUGCUGUUUGUGUUGGUAGCCAACAACAAAUUGGGACAGACUUUAGCCCAAACAACUGGCUGCCUUGAUAUUCUGCUGGACCGCUUUAGGACUACUUUCCCCCUCUCCACCACAGGGGCUACCAUGAAAUUAGCUGGUGCUACUCAAACAUACCAACUUUGGGCGUCUGUGUCAAGUGCUCUCUGUGGAUGUGUCAACAAUCCUCAGAAUGAGGAGAGUCAGCGUAUUUGUGUGGCAGCUUUUCCCAUAAUGAAAGUCUGGCUUCAGCAGAUUUCUCUGUCCCGCACUGACAUUUUUCAGCCCAUUUGCUCCUUCAUAGCAAUGACCGUUGCCAACAACCCGUUUGUUCAGGAGAACUUUUUUGCCUCUGGGGGUUUGGAGACUCUCACUCUUGCACUAGUUCGUCUCGCUUCUACUGCAGAUACAAGCUUAUUGUCUUGCCAGCUUUCUGUCAUUAUAUCCAAGACUCUGUCAGCUUGCAUAACUGACAACUCUGCUCUGGCUUCAGGUCUGGCUCAGUAUGGUGUAGUGUCCCACCUUCUCUCUUUGCUGGCCAGUCCCCACCUGGACCCUCAGGACAGACUCCCUGUUUUACUAACCCUGGGCCACCUGACUGAGACCUCUGGGGAGCACCAGUCCCAGCUGAUCCAGUGUGGAGGCCUGCCCCUUAUCAUAACGUUACUCACAGAAGACACAUGCGAGGAGGUUCGGAAGGCUGCCACAUUUGUAUUGCAGGCUUGCAAACAGGCCACCAUGUGCUUAGGAGCGGAUGGUCCGAUAGCAAAACAGGUUGAAAACUUGAAACCUUUUACAAACAUGGAAGGUUUCCGACACUCAGCCAGAGAUUUGCUGCGCAGGAUUGACCUGCUAGAGAUGAGACAGCUGAAGGAUGUUGGCGAAGAGCAGGAAGACAUAAAUCCACCAACUUUACCUGAGGAGCAAGGCCAAGCAUCUGUGCCCCCCGCCUUACCUCUAGCACUUCACUUGUUUAAGCCCCCAUUACCAGUGAGGCAAACAAAACCACAAGAGAUAAGAUGGACUGAUGAGCUACAGGACAGUGAGAUGAGUAAGGCGGGCCGAGCCAUUGUGGGGGAACAGUCUGUCUCUCAUAGCCGGUGUGCAGGUUGUGUGUUACCAUUUGAGGAGGUGACCAGUCGCACUUUUGCGACCCUCCAAAGCUCUUGCCCCCACAGCUGUGACAUGCACAAAGCUCUCCAAGAGGCCACAGAGCAAUUCAGGAUACGUCACUGCAACCUUUACUUGAGGAAAGAACAUCAUGACAACACUGUCGAGCGCACAGACCCAGAGAGGGCAGAGCCACAGAGAUGCUCUGAGAACUGGAAAGGUAUCACUUUGACUCCACUGCACAGAAGAGCUAAGAAGGAUAUAUCUACUGGUCCAGCUUUGGCACCCCUAAAAAGACGGCAUCUUCCUGGAGAUAGAUUGGCAAUAUCACAUAUCGAGAGAAGAAGCAGGAGUAAGAGCGGACAUAAAGCUCUUGAUGAUCAGCCGAAGAUUAAUACAGACCACUGUUCCACUCGAAGGAGGAGGAAAGACUUCAGCUGUGAAGAGGUGCACUACCUACUGUCCGGAGUUGAGAAGUUUGGCUUCUCCUGGAACUCCAUCUUGUGGUCUUAUCCCUUCCAACCUGGACGCACCAAUGUUGAUCUGGCCAACAAAUACAGGCGCCUAAUGAACCCAGGAUGCCGGCUGUGAAAAGUCAUAUUUCUGCGAUCCUGGGCCAGCUUAUUAAUAUAUCAGCUAUGUGGAUUUAUUUUCAGGACCCUCAUUUUAUCCAGUUUACAACACUGCACUCACUUUCAAGUGAUCUAUACAGUAUAUGCUCCAUAUACCAAUAUACUUGAGUGUUUGUUUGACUUUAGUACUUUGCAUAUGUUUGCAGUUUUUAAAAUAUUUUCUGCAACACAUUUCUGUGCUUUGACAGGUAUUGGGGAUUGUUUGAGUUUCUGAAGUUGCACUGUCAACAUUCUCCGUCAAGUACUUGAUUCAUGUGAACUGACUUUCAAACAGUGUUUGUAUUUAUACGUUCAUGUUGCAUAAAGUGUCAUUUGAC